AUGCAUCCAUUCGCUUCUGGUAAUCCAGCGGAUAUUGUCAAGGAAAUUGUGGAAUUCCCGAGUAAAGGGAUUUAUGCAGUAAAUGCUAUUUAUAGGAAUCUUCUUUACGUUUAUCCUCGAUCAGUUAAUUUAUCCAGUCGUUCUGGUCCAUCACGUAAUAUUGCUAUACAUGUGGAAUUGAUGAAUGCUCAGGAAAAGCCAAUCUAUGCUAUAUUUGGUAAAUCUAGUGGACCAAAUAUCACUUUUUCUGCUGAUACGGCAGUUUCCUAUCACAAUAAAACGCCUACUUUUUGUGAUGAAAUAAAAAUCAAUUUGCCGGUUGACUUAAAUGAUGGCCAUCACUUAUUAUUCACUUUUUUCCACAUUACUUGUAAGGCAAACAAAGUUGGCGAUGAAGUGAAAAUACCCAUAGGUUAUUCAUGGAUUCCUUUACUCAAAGAUGGGCGAUUGCAAACCGGUGAAUUUGCUUUACCGAUUGCAUUAGAACAAUUACCACAAAGUUAUGGGUAUCUUUCACCGGAUGUCAAUUUGCCAAAUGUUAAGUGGCUGGAAGGACACAAACCGCUUUUUGAUAUUAAACUUGAAGCCGUUACAACAGUUCAUACACAGGAUUCCCAUUUGGACAAAUUUCUGCUUGCAUAUCAGUCGUUAAGUAUAAACGAUAAAAAGAAUCCACCGGUAUCGGAAGCUGAUUUAAAGGAUGCAAUACGCAGUGUUAUAAAAGCUCGUCCGGAGCCAAUGGUUGCUUUCCUGUAUGUUAUACUGGAUAAGCUAUUAGCAUUAAUUGCAAAUCCUCCAUAUACCGUAUCUGUGUCGGCCGUAUGUUUUGAAGUGCUUGGACAACUUGUCAAAAUAUGUACCGUUCUCUUGAAUAGCUUCCGUGAUGCGCAUGGUCGUAGUUCACUCCUGACGACCUAUAUACAUUACCACAAAAUUGCUCUGAAAGAAACUUCAAUUGUCCAGUCAAACAACAGUAAGACGGAACCGAAACCGGAGAGUACUGUACGAAUGCCUACUUCACCGGAAAGUAAACAUUUGCUCGAUAUUAUCAAAGAAUUUGAGCGAACAAAUUAUAUGAAAGCAUCUGUUGAAGGUGAUUAUGAACUGAAAACACCAAAAAAGAUGAUGCACGAAGAAUUAGCAUUGCAAUGGGUAAUCAGUGGUGGUGCAGCUCGAGAAAUGGCUUUUCUUAAUUCCUGGUUUUUCCUUGAACUCAUGGUUAAAUCAAUGGCAGAACAUUUAUCUCUUUCAAAUCGUUUGUAUUUGCCACGCAAACUUCGUUUUAGUGAAGCUUUCAUCCAAGAUUUGAAUGCUCUUUCUCAGGCUAUUGUCAAUGAGGUGAUUCAAAGAACUUCGAAAGAUCCAAGACAGUCACAAUCAAUCAGUACAUCAUGGGCUUAUUUCUUACGUGAUUGUUUCUCAUUAAUGGAUAGAACUUUUGUGAUGACAUUGAUCGGAGAAUUUAACCGCGAAAUUGCUAUUAAAAUAGGAAAUUCUACCGAAUCAUGUAUAGUCCCGACUCUCAUGCUGAUUAAACUUGACUUUUUGCGUAUUAUUGCCUCUCAUGAGCAUUUUGUUGUGUUGAAUUUACCAUUUGGUUCGAGUAAUCUGCAGGGUAUGUCAACAAGCCAUUCUGGUGGAUCAUUUCAUUCAGCAGCAUCGGCAUUUUCGUCUAGUUCGGAAGGUAGCGCUAAUUUAUCAGUUUCCUUACAUCAUUCUUCUUCACAAAUUCAACCAUCUAGUCCGGGAAAUUCAAGUAUUAGUAGUAGUAGCCAAGCAAAUGAAUCACAUAGUGCAAUUGGAUCAGCAGAACUAACUGCUGAGUUUCGUUCACGACACUUUCUAAUUGGGCUUGCUCUUGCUGACCUUGCUUCUGUUCUUGAUACAUCAAAUACACUGCUUCAUUCACGUGCUAUAGGCCUUAUUCGUAAUUUGCUAAGUAGCCAUGAAUUGGAUGCUCGACUUCUUGAUAAUGCGGUAAAAGCACGAAUAGCAUCUUUAUAUUUACCAAUGAUUGGUAUUGUUUUGGAUGCGUCAACUCAAUUACACGAUCCUUACUCGAAAUCUUCCAGUGUUAACUAUGACAUUUCCACGCCAAUUUCUAAUGGUUACACGACCGAAAUAGAUAAUGGACCAUUUAUUAGCGAUAAAGUUAUGCUUGCAAUUGGUGGAAUGAAUUUUUCACCACCAUGUUCACCUCGAACCGAACGAAAACAUAUUGGUUUAGUCCGACCAUCAAUUUCAUUGGAAAAUACACGUCAACUAUUAGCAUGUUUCUGUUGGGCGUUAAAAAAUAUGGAACGAUCAUCUUUGCGUCAAUGGAUUCGCGAUUUGUCAUCUCAUCGAAUUUUACAGUUUCUUGAUGUUCUACAACUUGCUGUUUCAUGUUUCGAAUUCAGAUCAUCUUUCUGUCCUAAUCAAGGUAUCACUGAGAUUACAGAGGAAAUAAAGAACGAAGGUAGUAAUGUUGACGAUUCAUCAGUUAAAGAACUUAGCCGGAAAAAAUCACGUAGUGCAGCUGAUUCUGAAAGUGGAAUUCGUUGGCGUAAAGAAACUAAAGAUUCACAAGUAAAAGGUUCUUGGAAAAGUUGCACAGGUAGUAGCGGUGGACACUCAAGCGAUGAACCUAUCCAAACUGAUGAAGAUGUUAUCCUUGAAGCAACUCUUUGCACCGAGAUACCAUUAAUAGUGCUGGAUACGUUAGAAUUAAUCAUACGUGUGGUGUCGGUUCUCGGUUCUGAUUAUCUCUUUUAUGUGUUAUCAUCUGUAUUAAAAGUAUUGAUGCAUAUUCUUGCUUGCAAUCAAUCAGUGCAGACUUUGGAAAAUGUUUUUGCAAGUCAGCGUGCAAUAGUUACAAAGUUUCCAGAUUUAUUAUUUGAACAGGAAACUGAACAGUGUGGUGAAUUAUGCCUUCAUCUACUAAGACACUGUGCAUCUCGUUUACCAGCUGUUCGUUCUCAGGCUGCAGCUUCGCUAUAUUUAUUGAUGAGGCAAAGUUUCGAAUCAGGUGCAAGUUUUUCAAAAGUUAAGAUGCAAAUUACGAUGUCAUUGAGUACACUGGUUUCUACGGGUACCAAAUAUGGUGACUGGAUAAAUGAAGAUUGUUUACGUCACAGUUUAAAAACUGUGCUUACAUAUUCAGAAACAGAUGCAUCAAUUGAUUCUCAGCUACGAAAUACAACUUUUUCGGAGCAGGUGAAAGAUCUAGUUUUCAAUUUACAUAUGAUAUUAUCGGAUACAGUAAAAAUGAAAGAAUAUACAAAUGAUUUUGAAAUGUUAAUUGAUUUGAUGUAUCGUGUCGCUAAAGGAUAUCAGAACAAUCCAGAUCUUAGAUUGACAUGGUUGAUAAAUAUGGCAAAUAAGCAUGCAGCUCGAGAUAAUGCAGCAGAAGCUGCACAAUGUAUGUUACAUGCAGCUGCUUUAGCUGCUGAAUAUAUUUCGAUGCGUGAAUAUGACGUAUAUGUACCUAAAGGUGCUGCUGCUUUCGAAGCCAUAAGUGAUAAUAUUCUCGAGGAAAGUGCUGUUUCGGAUGAUGUUAUUAGUCCUGAUGAAGAAGGUAUUUGUGAAAGUCGUCAUUUUACACGAAAUGGCUUAGUACAUUUGGUGGAGAAGACGGCACAGUUUAUGGAGAAAGCUCAAAUGUAUGAAUCAAUGAUACAACUGUAUAAGGUAAUAACACCAAUUUUGGAAGAAAAUCGUGAUUAUCGGCAUUUGGCACAAGUACAUAGUUGCCUAAGUCAAGCUCUUUCACGUAUUGAGCCAACUGUACCGCUAAUUGAAGAUAUCGCCGAUGCAUGGUAUUCACCUUUACCAAGUGCUGACAAACGUUGUUUUGGCACCUAUUUUCGGGUAGGUUUUUAUGGCAGUCGUUUUGGAGAUUUGGACGGUGUCGAAUUCAUCUACAAAGAACCGGCCAUUACAAAAUUGUCCGAAAUCAGUCAUCGUUUGGAUACAUUUUAUACAGAUCGUUUUGGAAAAGGAGUUUUGGAAGUUAUUAAAGAUUCAAAUACUGUUGAUCGAAAUCGUUUGGAUUCUACAAAAGCUUAUUUGCAAAUCACAUAUGUGGAGCCGUAUUUGGAGAAUUGGGAACGUCGUCGUCGUCCAACUCAUUUCGAGAGGAAUCACAGAUUAUAUCGAUUCGUUUAUGCGACACCAUUCACGAAAGAUGGUCGAGCUCAUGGUGAUUUGAAGGAUCAAUACAAAAGACGAACUGUCCUAGCCACGCAGUAUUGUUUUCCUUAUGUGAAAACACGUCUUCGGGUGGUGAGUCGUGAACAAAUCAUUUUGACGCCAAUAGAAGUUGCAAUUGAAGAUGUCCAAAAACGAACUCGUGAAUUAGCCGCUGCUACUGUGCAAGACCCACCAGAUGCUAAAAUGCUUCAAAUGGUACUGCAAGGUUGCAUCGGUACCACUGUCAACCAAGGUCCUAUAGAAGUUGCCAACGUGUUCCUUACAAAUAUGAUUUUGGAUGAACAUGGCAAGCCGAUGGAUAAAUUCCAGAAUAAGCUUCGCUUAUGUUUUAAAGACUUCUCAAAAAAAUGUGCUGAUGCUCUUCAAAAGAACAGAAAGCUUAUCCAAGCUGAUCAACAAGCUUAUCAGAAUGAACUGCAAAAAAAUUAUAUCGAAUUUACGAAACGAAUGGCACCAAUUGUUGGCAUUCGUAAAACUAAGUGUUCCGAAGCGCAUACUCUAAAAGCUGUACAUGCAGCUGCUGUUGCUGCGGAACUUGGACCGGUUACUGCAGUGUGA
This is a messenger RNA of Brugia pahangi, 4749 nucleotides long. The record is from the annotation of a GenBank genome assembly. NCBI's taxonomy places the organism in Eukaryota, Metazoa, Nematoda, Chromadorea, Rhabditida, Onchocercidae.